CGAUAAGAAAAUAUUUCUUCUACGAUGGAAUUAAGAGCAACAUUUUUGUUUUCUUCGCUGUUUGGAAUGUAGAGAAGGUGAUUGCUUGGUUAAUUAAGCUUGGAUAAAUUUACAAAAGUUUUAACUGUUUACAUCUGCCGUUUUAGAUGUUAAGCAAGAACACAGAUGAAAGAAACACAGUGUUAAAUUAUUGUGAUACGUAUGAGAAAUUAUUAUCUUAUAAUGAAUGAUUUAAGAAAACCAAACAAACCUGAUUCAGGUGAGAAGCCAUAUCACUGUGAUGUCUGUGGUAAAUCAUUUACUGAAGAAGGAGUCUUAACCAAACACAAAUGCAUUGAUACAGGAGAGAAGGCAUAUCAUUGUGAUAUUUGUGGUAAAUCAUUCUCUCAAAGGAGUUACUUGACUAAACACAAGCGUACACAUACAGGAGAAAAGCCAUUUCAUUGUGAUAUCUGCGGUAAAUCAUUCUCUCAAAGGAGUUACUUGACUCUGCACAAACGUACACAUACAGGAGAAAAUCCAUAUCAGUGUGAUAUCUGCGGUAAAUCAUUCUCUCAAAGGAGUAAUUUGAUAAAUCACUAAAGUAUUCAUACUGGGGUGAAAACCAUACCAUUGUGAUAUCUGUGGUAAAU
Molecule: messenger RNA, 632 nt
Organism: Octopus sinensis (East Asian common octopus)
Lineage: Eukaryota; Metazoa; Mollusca; Cephalopoda; Octopoda; Octopodidae
Product: zinc finger protein 239-like
Exons: 2
Coding region: 202-582 (126 amino acids)
Biological process (GO): regulation of transcription by RNA polymerase II
Molecular function (GO): DNA-binding transcription factor activity, RNA polymerase II-specific; RNA polymerase II cis-regulatory region sequence-specific DNA binding
Source: RefSeq, a predicted model, not a curated record